Messenger RNA from Ziziphus jujuba (common jujube), 2907 nucleotides. Its product is annotated as disease resistance protein RUN1-like. The record is from RefSeq and is a predicted model, not a curated record. Gene Ontology annotation, molecular function: ADP binding. The transcript has 9 exons. Lineage: Eukaryota; Viridiplantae; Streptophyta; Magnoliopsida; Rosales; Rhamnaceae. Bases 1 to 2907 code for a protein of 968 amino acids. Gene Ontology annotation, biological process: signal transduction; defense response.
AUGGCGACCAAAACAUCUUCUUCAAGUUCUUCACCAUCUUCUUGGAGGAAGUACGAUGUUAUUGUCAGUUUCAGAGGCGAGGACACUCGUUUGACUUUCACAGACCAUUUAUACAAGUCUUUGAGCCAUCAAGGAAUUUAUACAUAUAGGGACGACAAGAAACUUGAUGGGGAAAGGAUAAUUGUUGAAUGUAAGAAAGAACUGGGUCUGAUUGUUCUUCCAGUUUUCUAUCAUGUAGAAGUAGAGGAUGUAAAAGAACAAACAGGGGAGUUUGGAAAGGCUUUUGCUAAGCAUUACAAGACAGAUUUUCAAUCGGAAGAUGAAAUCAGGACAGUGGACAAGUGGAGGGAGGCUUUGACCGAAGUAGCCACAAGCAUAGAAGGAUGGCAUAUCAAAGAAAGGAGUGAGACUGAAGUUAAUGAGGAAAUUGUUAAAGUGGUUCUAAAAGAAUUGAAUCUAACAUUUUCAACUAGUAACAAUGAUCUUGUCGGAAUGACUUCUCGCCUAGAGAAAAUGUAUUCCCUACUGAAUAUUAGCCACUUGGAGGUUGAUCUCACUGUAGGGAUAUGGGGUAUGGGAGGUAUUGGCAAAACCACCAUUGCUGAACAUGUUAAAAUAGAGAUUUCUAACAAAUAUAAUGCUUGUGCUUUCAUCCCCAGUGUGAGAGAGGAAUUUGAGAAAAAUGGUAUAAUCCAUUUACAAAAACUUCUCUGCAAAUACCUAUUGGACCAUGAAGGAAAUAUACAACAUGUUGAAAUGGAAAGAAAUGUGUUGAGGAACAGAUUAGGUUCUAGAAGGGUGCUUAUCAUUUUGGAUGAUGUUGAUGAAUUGGAACAAAUAGAAGAUUUAGUUGGAAAUGCUGAACAACAACAUGGUUGGUUAGGUCCGGGGAGUAGAGUCAUUGUGACUACUAGAAAUAGCAAAGCCUUCAAGGUAAAUCACCCUUUAGAUGAUUUUGUAAACCUGUCUUAUAACUUUGUGAAAUAUGCCAAUGGUCAUCCUUUAGCUCUUAAAGUUUUGGGUUCUUUCUUAUUUGGGGCUGACAUGGAUAAAUGGAAAGCCACAUUAAAUAAGUUUAAUGAGCUACAGAUAGGGAAUUCAAUAGAAAGAAACAAUGGGGAAACCACAUCAAAGAAAAAUCCUGAACAAAAAAUACUUCCUAUUCUUCAGAUAAGUUUUGAUGGAUUGGAUGAUGAUCAGAAGGAAAUAUUUUUAGACAUAGCAUGUUUCUUCAAAGGAGAGGAAGAAUAUCUUGUAAAAAAGAUAUUAAAAGGUUGUGGAUUUCAUCCAAGGAUCGAUGUAGAGUUGCUCAUUGGGAAAUCUCUAAUAACUAUGGUAGGAGAUAAAUUAUGGAUGCAUGAUUUAUUACAACAAUUUGGUCAAUAUAUUGUUCAUCAAGAGUUCCCUAAGGAGCCCGGAAAACGCAGCAGGAUAUGGUUUCAUGAAGAUGCACGCAAUGUGCUUGAGAAUAAUCGGGGAACAGAAGCUGUCAAAGGCAUAUUCCUUGGUUUGCCUAAGAAUGAAGAGCUACAUUUGAGUGUUGAACCAAUUUUAAAGAUGAAAAAGCUAAGAUUGUUGAAGUUUCAAAAUGUGAAGUUUCCUGAAUGUGUAGGGUAUCUUCCUAAUGAGUUACGGCUUUUGGAAUGGCAUGCAUAUCCUCAGAAAUCUAUGCCAUCAAUGUCCCAGCUUUAUUUGGAUGGGACAGCUAUUAAAGAGCUGCCAAUGUCAAUUGAGCACUUGAGUAGCCGUAGUUUGUUGAAUCUAAGAGAUUGCAAGAACCUUUUGAAGCUUCCAGAUGAACUUUGCAGCUUGACAUCUCUAACAACUCUGAAUGUAUCAGGAUGUUCACAUGUUGCGCAACUUCCAGAAAAUAUAGGGCGCUUGGAACAAUUGAAGAAAUUUAGUGCAAGUAGAACUGCAAUAAGCAGAGCCCCACCCUCCAUUAUACUUCUGAAAAGCCUUAAAAAGCCUAUGUUUAGAAGAAUGUUGAAAAAUUCAAACGAUCAAAUAACAGUGUGGACUUCUGAUAGGGGAUUCACUUACAUAUAUUAUCAGGACUCGGAGAAUGAUGGUGAUUUUACUACGGUCGAAGACAUGAUGGACAAUAUUUACAAUGGAGAAAAGACACUGAGAUUCAAGUUUAUGUGUACAAGAAUUCCGGAGUGGUGCAGUCAGCAAAAUAUUGGGACUUCUACAAGAAUUCAACUGCCUCUAGAGAAUAAUGAUGAAACAUGGAUGGGAUUCGCUGUAUUUGCUGUUGUUCGAAUUCAGGAAGAUGACUUCUUCCACAAAGAUGGGAAGUUGGAAAAGGCUUAUUUUCAUUUUGAAACCGAUAAAGGGUAUCUCGGGAAUGAGGAUUUUGUCUUGGAUCAUCACCAAAUUCCAAGAACUGGGUCAUAUGGAGUUUGCAUCUAUGUUCCACAGAUAGAAUUCGCAGAACAGUUGAACAAAGCAAUUUUUUACCUUCCUAUGAACUUAUUUGAUGAGAAACCAUGGGUAGGAUUUUGUUUAUAUGUUCUACUUACUUGGUCUGACAAUUUUUCGGAUUCAAAAUCUCCACUACACCUUGAUUUGGAAUGGCGAGUCCAUGGAGAUGAUGAUAAUGAAACGCAUGCAAUAGUGGCCACAAUCCCCAUUAAACAUAAACUUAUAUUGUUGAAUAUGCCACGAGUUUAUGUCAAAGCAAUGUUGAAUCAACUUCGGGUUGUAAGCGCUGCGUUUAGGAUGUUUAUCCCGGAUGUGGAGGUUGAAAUGUGUGGGAUCCGACUAGUAAAUGAGCAAGAUGUUGGAAACGUGAUUGAAAUGAUAACUGACAUCACAUUAAGUAGUCAUCAUUUUAUGUAUGAUGAAAUUGGUUCACUUGAGGAAUAUUCAUCUAGGCAAUCGAAUUUGGUGAGCCAGAAGUAG